AUGUUGGGUGGAGCUUGUUUAGUCGUAAAUAAUAGAGUAGCUCCUGUAGAUAAUGUGUUCAACUUUUUGGAUGAGGCAGAGAGUAGAGCUGUUAUGGACUCCAUGGUUAAUAAGAAAACACUGAAUGUUAAGACAAAAAGCGUGGUAAAUUUAGUAAUGGAUCCUCUAAAAUCUUAUUUCAAUCCAUUAGAACAUAUAUUAGAAGACAGUGAGGUAGACAAUGGACUCGAACACCUUUUUAGUCUUGAAUCCUUGGGAAUAAAAAAGUGUGAAAAAGAAUUGGUCUCCUUUGAUAAAGAACAAAUUGACAGAUUUAGAGAGGGGAUCUCUUUUGAUAAUGGAUUUUAUCAUGUAGAAUUGCCCUGGUAUACUGAUAAAAUUGACAGCGUCCCAUCUAAUCAUUUUGUUUCACUUAAGGUAUUAGACAGAACAGUAGAGUAUCUUGGUAAAAAGGGUCUCAUUGACAAAUACCAGGAAGUUUUUGAUAAACAACUCGAGGAUAGUAUAAUCGAGGAAAUUAAAGUAAGUCCUUCUGACUAUCAUAAGUAUAUAUGGAUUCCCCAUAGACCAGUUAUAAAAUUAGAAGAGCAAGUUACCACAAAAAUCAGGCCAGUAUUUAACUGUUCUUUAAAAACUUACAGGGAAUUGCCUUCACUUAAUGAAGCAGCUUAUCCUGGGAUAGAUUUAAUGGGCUCAAUACUGAAAUUGCUCUUUUACUUUAGAACUAAUAAAUAUGUAAUGUUGAGUGACGUCAAACAAGCUUUUUUGAUGAUUAAAUUAAAAAAUGAAGUGGACAAAAAUAGAUUUUGUUUCUUUUGGAAACGGGGAAAUAAAUUAGUAUCUUAUCGCUACAAAACAAUAGUUUUUGGUUACACUUCUUCACCUUUUAUAUUAAAUUUUGUUAUGAAACAUCACGCAGAAAGUUAUCCUGAUGAUAAGUGUAAAGAAAUAUUAACUAAUAACUUUUAUGUAGACAAUCCUCUUGUAACUGGUAACAACAUUGAUGAAAUGAAAAAUUUGUAUAAGCAAGCUAAUGAUAGGAUGGAACAAGGGGGCUUUAUUUUAAGGUCUUGGAACUCCAAUUGUGUAGAGUUGAGAGAAGAAAUGGCGUCUGAUAAUAGACUUGCUGAAGCCAGAUAG
This is a messenger RNA of Macrobrachium nipponense, 1140 nucleotides long. RefSeq lists its product as uncharacterized. The record is from RefSeq and is a predicted model, not a curated record. NCBI's taxonomy places the organism in Eukaryota, Metazoa, Arthropoda, Malacostraca, Decapoda, Palaemonidae. The transcript has a single exon. The coding region runs from base 1 to 1140 and encodes 379 amino acids.